AGUUUCAAACUUGAGACGCCUUUAUUUCAGAACUGUUCAUACUACUGGGGAUUUGCUGGCUUUAUUGCUUACUUUGUCAACCAUCCUGCGUAUACUCCUCCGUACUUUGGCGACAAGCAAGUGUACUUCGGUCUUGUAGGAUUUGCCAUUUCUGAAUUCGGAAAUCUCUCCAUUCAUAUUUUACUCCGCAAUCUUCGUCCUCCCGGAACUCGUGAACGCCGUAUUCCCCGUCCAGAUGGAAAUCCACUGAGCUUGCUUUUCAACUUCGUUUCGUGUCCCAAUUAUACGUACGAAGCAUUGUCAUGGCUAUCGUUCUCCAUCAUGGUGCAGAGUUUUCCAAGUCUCCUGUUCACAAUCGCUGGAUUUGCACAGAUGACGAUUUGGGCGAAAAACAAACAUCGUGCGUACAAGAAGGAGUUUCCCGAUUACCCAAAGGAGCGAAAAGCGAUUGUACCCUUCCUUAUUUGA
Ostertagia ostertagi is the source of this 468-nucleotide messenger RNA. The record is from the annotation of a GenBank genome assembly. NCBI's taxonomy places the organism in Eukaryota, Metazoa, Nematoda, Chromadorea, Rhabditida, Trichostrongylidae.